Molecule: messenger RNA, 3895 nt
Organism: Thamnophis elegans (Western terrestrial garter snake)
Lineage: Eukaryota; Metazoa; Chordata; Lepidosauria; Squamata; Natricidae
Gene: BBS10
Product: Bardet-Biedl syndrome 10
Exons: 2
Coding region: 1-2136 (711 amino acids)
Biological process (GO): chaperone-mediated protein complex assembly
Molecular function (GO): ATP-dependent protein folding chaperone; ATP binding
Source: RefSeq, a predicted model, not a curated record
AUGGCGACCUCGGCGCGCUUGGAGCUGGGGCGCUUGGCCCAGGAAGCCGCGGCCCUGGCGGGGGUCGUCCGCGGGUCUCUCGGCCCCCAUGGAGGACAAGUUCUGCUCACCCGCCCCACGGGGGAGGUCCUGCUUUCCCGAGACGGACGGCGUGUGCUGGAGGCCCUGAAUGUGGACUCGCCAACGGCCAGAAUUAUGAUAGCAUGCAUUUCUACACACUGCAAUUUGUUUGGAGAUGGCGCUAAAACCUUUAUCAUUCUACUCUCUGAUUUACUACGACAGUUUGAAAAACUUAAUAAAAGAGAUCAAGGGAAAUAUUGCAGUUUGAAACACAUUUCCCAGUUUCUUGUGAAGAUCCAAACAAACAUCCUGGACCAUAUAAUGACACAGGACCUUAAGAAACAUUUUUGGUCAAUCUUUUCUGCUUCUGCUUCAGAUACAAGACGGAAUAUGGAGUUAGUGUUAGAACCUUAUUUUUGUGGGAAAGUAGGAAGUAACAGACAAAUGUUCCUAACUCAUUUGACAUGUGAUUUCUACUUCAAAGUUACAGCAGGUAAAAACCAGAAUGAGGCAUUGUACUUGGUGAAUGAAUGUUUUGCAGAACUGCAUACCACUGUGACAGGCCUUCCUUUUUCAGAUUCCAGGAUCCUAGAUGGCUUACUACUUCACAGAGACUUUGCCGUAUACUGUCCUACAGAGGGUGAUAAAAAAAUUAUAAUAAUAACAGAACCUAUUCACUCCUCUCUAUCUGAGUUGGGUAUAGAAGUUGUCAUAACUGCUGAGAAUCAAUUCAAGGCAUCAGAAACCUGGAUUACAAAAAGAACCGAAACUCUUCUACAGCACAUGCAAGAUAAUGACAUCAAAGUAAUACUAUCAGGUGUAAAACAGCAUGAUAUUGUUCAUCGCUACGGCAAAAAUAAUGGCAUAUCUAUUGUAGACUGCUUGUUAACAGAGGAAAUCUCUUUUAUUUGCAAGAUUACCGGAAUUUCACCUUUCAAACCAUCUUUGGAUAAUAUUAACCAUGAAAUCACUCAAACAGCUGUAGCCAAAUUUUGCCAGCCCUUCCACCUUGGAACCAAAAGGUUUGUUCACAUUGGCUUUGCAAAAACCUCUACCAUCCAGCUUUAUUGCAUGAUUCUCUGUGGACCAGUACAUGGAGUUACAGAGCAACACGCUUCUGCUUUUCGUGAAGCAUUCAAAAUGCUACAACAAAUGUUUACAGCAAUUCAUCUUCCUCAAAAUUGUGACUCAGAAUUGGAAAACCACAGUCUUCUGAAUAGUCUGAAUAAAACUCAGCAACAUUCAUCUCCCCAUCAGACAUUAUUUCAGGAACACAAUUAUUGGAGAACAUUUCAAGCCAACACCAAGCAUCUUGCACCUUGUGGGCUUAAAAUGGAGAAACACUCUGCAUCUUUUUCUGUAGUAGAUGAAAAUACACUGCAUUCAUCCAGUUAUAAUACUUCAACCAUAGUCAUGCCUUCUGUUGAUUUGAUGCAUGGUAUUAAGAGCUCAUUAUUCCAGAAAAGGGAGGAUGACUUAGUUGACUGUCAAACGGCUUCUUUAAAACCGAAAGUUCAAAAAGAAAGGUUGCAAAUGACUGAGAACGAACUUCUUGAAGAUAAACAGCCUGUUUUUAAUAUAGUCGAUAAAAAUGUACAGCUGCAAGUUAGUACUGCCAGGUGUGCCAGGCUGCUUAAAUAUGAGGAGAACAAUCAAAGGGGUAAUCAGAAUUACUCUGACUCUUGCAUAGAACUGGGGUCAGUUCUGCCAGUAGGAGGGCUCUUUGAAAUCCUGCUACAUUACUAUCUAUCUAACUAUGCAAAACAAUGUCAGUCCUCAAAUACAUCCAUCAUUUGUUCUAUACUUGCUGAUGUAUUGCUAAGUAUUCCAAAAACUCUCUGCAUGACACAAAAAAGGAAUGCCUUUCCUCAGCUCUGUCUCCAAGUUACUAGUGCCCUCAAAAGCAAUCAACAGCUUCUACCAAAUCAAAAGCUUCUAGAAUCAGUUUCUUGUAAAUACCACUUAAUAGCUUCAGUGCUUCAGUGUGCAGCUCAGUUGCUUAGUGUUGACUUAAUCAUUAGCAUUAAAAGGCUACCACAGAAAGCUGAAGAGAGUGACUCAGAGGUUGAUGGAUAAAAGCAGAUUGCUCAUGCACUGGUGGGAACCUCCUCCAUCUUGUUUGAUUACUUUUUUUUCCUUUUAUCCCCUAAUUCUUAAUGAAAGGAUCCCAAAGGAGAAGAAAGAGAAAUAAUAUAACCAUAUUAUUCUUCCUUCUUCAGCUUUCUGAUGGCUAGCAAGGACUUCAAAAUAAUCAGCUUUUGGCAGAAGUGUACUCAGACUUAUUUACAUUGCCUCAAAGUCCAUGCAGUGUGUAACUUUGCAUGGGUAUAAAUCAAAAACAAAUCUGAACUGGGGGGCAUUUGAUACCCAACACGGGUAUCAGUGACAGACAAAAUAUGUCCUUACCUUUACACACUAAGAGAAUCCAUUGACUAAAAGAGUCCAUAAUAAUUAUAUUUUCCCCGAAGGACCAGUAGGAACACAUUACCGGAAGUGGUUCCUUAUAAAGGCAACCUUUAUUACUUAGGAUGUGGGAGUCAAACAUAUCAGCUUUGCAUUUGUUCAGUUUAUUUACGCAUUAAAUCUGUGUCAUGGCUUUCUUCUAAGUGUUGGAGGUAGUGUCCAUAUGUCUCUGCUUUUUUCAAACAAGAAAUUAUGUGGGGUAGGUUUGACUGAGAGAAUGUGAUUGGCCACAUGUCCCACAAGGAUUGGUCACAUCUAAUACAGUUGCAUUCAACUAUAAGCUCUUCUAAUAAUAAGCUCCUGGUUAAAUAUAUUUGAUUGUUUCUUGGUUGUGGAGAAAUCAAAGUUCCCCAUUCCCAUAGCAUUGGAUUUCCCCAAAUUAUUCCGAAUCUGUUUUGGCUAGGAAAGCAUUCAGUGUGGGUAGUUCAGGAGUGGCUUGCUGGGAAAAUAUUGAUGAGUCUGAAUGUGAUAUCCUUAAGCAAAAUGUCUCUAGUUCUCUGACCUUGAGGAAGCUUAAAACAGGGAAAGCUAGAUUUUCUUUUUCAUAAUCUCUGAAAAUUUAGUAUUGUGAAAUGUUACUUCUUCGUAAGGAACCACGUCUAGAAAUAUUUGUCCUUCAGGGAAAAAUAUAAUCAUUAAUCCCCCCCCCCCCCAGCCAAUGUAUUAUCUCAGUGUGUAAAGGUAGGGACAUCUUUUAUUUGCCACUGACUCAUCUAGUUGGGUUGAUUUUGUGCUUUUCUGCAAAGGUAGGAGAUCAUGAGAAAUUGAACUAUGAAAUGGCAGCAAAUAAUUAUGAAAACUAGUCCGCAUCUAAUACCAGAAUUAUGGAGAAAGGGAUUAAUGGAUUAAUCACUGUGAGUAAUCUGUUCAGCAUAAACAUGCUCAUAGAGUGUGGUAAAACAUGAGUAACUGAACCAUGAUAACCUGGUUGCAUGGGUUUAGAUACUGAGUUAUAAACUGAUUCACCAUUUAGAUAUAGAUGAAAUUCACACCCGGGAAUCUGUAUAUAAUUAUGAAAUAUUUGGUAUUUAAAUACCUUGAAUUUAAAUACAUUUGGAAUAAUAAAAGGCUGCCCAUUUUCUAUCAUUUUCUGAUGGAAUGCUUUUAUUCUUAUCUAGGUUUCACAUGGCAGUAAAUGCCCUUUUCCGUGAAGAUCAACUUAAAUUUUAAUACUGGGUUAGGAUUUCAGCUAGUUGUCCAAAGCAACAAACUGGUGUGUGAAUGUUUUCCCUAUUUAUACUGAAGUCAUGACCACCAAACAUAUUUAAACUUAUGGAGCAAGUUGCCUUUUACAGAUUAAAUAAUUCUAGCUUUUCUAAUUGGGAGAUCAUUCCGUUUGGUUUUCAGGUUGCGCAUAACAUUUUUAAAAAGA